CGAUACACAUUGCAGAAACUGUAUUUAAUUGAUACAUUUUAUUGAAUGACUGUAAUCAAAAUUAUUGGUUCAUAAUUUGCCCACCGAGAGUGUAAAAAACGAUAUUAUGGGUAAACCUGGCUUAAUCGAUCAAUGUGAUGACAGCGAUAUGACGUGCGGACGGAUUGAUCACAGAGGAGACAAAAUACCAGUAGACUAAGAACAAAUGUCGUUGCAGCCUUUUGAAGCUCAACAGUGACCAUGGACAUAACGAAAGUACGCAAAACCGAAUGCCAAAAUAAAAUAAGACUUCGGACCCGGAGAUAUCUUUGGCGUCGUCUGGUAUAAUAUAAUAAUUUAUUAUAAUAUAUCAUACACACAGUAGUCGCACAGUACACGCGCUCGCUCAGUUCGUCAUGGCCAAUCGCUCGGGCAACAGACCGUUCAUCACCGGGACAUCAACAAUACACUACCGGCGCUGAGAAUAAUAUUGAUUUUUUUACUAGGUUUUUUUUUUUAAUUCGACCGGAAAAAAUCGCCGGUGGAUUAAGUUUAAUAUAAUAUAGAUAUUUUUUUAUUAACUUAGAAAAUAAUUUGUUUUUUUUUUCUUAUGCGACUUUUUUGCCGUCUCGGUUGUCUUAUUGCUGGUUUUUGUUUUCUUACGGGACGAUAAUAUUGUUUUAACAGCGAUACAAUAUUGUUGACGGUGAAUUUUUUGUCCAUAUAAGAGUGCGCCGGCGAUGGAAUUCAAUAGCGGUUUGGUCGGCAAAGUCGUCGGUUUCGCCGCCUUGGUGGCGUGCACGCGAGCGGUCGCCGAACCGCCGGAAAACUGUUGGCGAAAAUUGUCGACCACGACGCCGUCUUGCGACCAACUCGGUUCGGGCAACGACAAACUGUGCAUCGUCAAGUACAAAUGUAAUAACUCGACGUUGCCGAAUUCGUGUUCGACGGAAUUCAUUAGCUACGACGACACUGUCCCUUUGAGAGAAGAGUCUUUUUCGACUGAUCCGGACUACACUCAGCAGAAGCUCAGAAGGUCUACAUCAGCCGAAGCAUGGAUUGGCGGUUUCACAGCGGUGAGCGUGAUAAGUCUGUCCGGCUUGAUCGGUGCACUGUUUUGGCCUCUUCUCAACGAUCCGCGCAAAAAAAAUUCCGUCAUGAGAGUGCUCCUAGGUUUGGCUACGGGGUCGUUGUCCAGUACGGCCAUUUUCCAACUUAUACCUGAGGCGUUCAAAAUAUCGGAUUCGUUGCCACAUUUCCGAUCCACAGUCGUUAUAAUGUGGAUAAGCGUUUGGGGUCUGUACACAUUGGAGAUAUUGGCGUCGAUAAUUUUCCACAAGAAAGAAAAACCGAUAACCGACGACGAGUUGGGUACUCAUCUGCCGAUCACCAACGGCGGUACCGUGACGGAAAUGAAGCUCACUGCACACAACCACAACAGCCACAGCAGCCACGGUCACAGUCAUAAAUUGGGCAAAUCUAUUGACGACAAGCUACCUAUAUCGCCGUUGGCUUUGCUGGUGUUGUUCGGAGACAGUCUGCACAACAUAAUCGACGGAAUGUCUAUAGGAGCAGCUUUUUCCGAAAAUGUCGCAACCGGCAUAUCCAUUUCGAUAGCAAUCGCAUGCGAGGAGUUCCCGCACGAAAUAGGUGAUUUUGCGAUAUUGAUACAGUCCGGUUUAUCGUUCCGGCGGGCCCUCUGUUUUAAUUUCUUGUCGGCGUGCACAUCGUUUGUCGGAAUGUUCUUCGGCAUAUGCUUGGGCAACAUGGAGUACUCGGGUUUUGUGUUCGCCUUUGCUGGCGGAUUGUUCCUAUUCAUCACCCUAUCGCAUUUGACACCCGAAAUGAAGAGUAUGAUCGAAGAGGACUUGGUGGAAGGUAAAAAGUCCGCUUACAUCGGAUUGUUGCUGCAGAACAUUGGAAUGUUGACUGGCGCUGGCAUUUUGUACUUGAUCACGUUCACCAAUGCCGUUAGUCAAUCGUGAUGGUACUGAGUGCUCAGUUUUCGGUUUGUUUUGUGUGUGUACAUAAUAUACCUAUAUGUAUGUAUAUUUUGUCGAACUGUCUACAGAGACAAUAUGGCACACAAACCGUUCCUGUAGACAAAGAUCAUUUUUUACAUCUGUAUAAUAUACUACUAAAAUAUUAAACGUUUUUAAAGAGUACAAUAUUUUUACGCUGUGUACGAGGAACGAGAAUGAACACAGUUAGGAAAACGUGUACGUUAUCGUUGUAUUAAUAUAGUAAAUUAUAUUAUUAUUAAUUAUUUACCACCGAUUUCGUGUCGACAUAACGUCUUCCGAAGUUUAUAUUUAUAUCAUAUUUUUAUAUUACACCUGACAAGAGAAAAUGUCCACUAUAUUUUUGUGUAUGUUCAAAUUUAUUGUGAUAAUUAAUUUUAAAAAUAUGCUGUUGUAAUACAAACUACAACUACACCCAAAACGCACAACGUACCUGCCUAUAAGUAUUUGUCACAUAUUUUGUUUGUUAGUUUCUUUUUUUUUUUUUGUAAAUUUUUUCAACUACAUAAUUUAUUGUUUCACCAUUGUCUAUAAAAACGCUACAGUUUUUAUUCGAUACACUUACAAAAUACGGUUGAUUUUGUUUUAUAAUAAGUGUUAAGGUAUUAUUGUUUGAAAAUGUCGGAAGAGUUUUUUUUAUUAUUUGUGUAUUUUUCGUUUAGUUUUUAUAAAAUGUUUCAUUAUUACAACCGUUAUAGAUGCACAUUGCACAUAUCGCAUUUUUAAAAAAAAAUUAAUUUGUUUAUAUAAAAUCACUUUUUUGUUAUGCUAUUGUACAUAACUUAUUCUUGUUAUUUUUUUUUUAUUUCCACCCUGGU
Adelges cooleyi (spruce gall adelgid) is the source of this 2818-nucleotide messenger RNA. Its product is annotated as metal cation symporter ZIP8-like. Gene Ontology annotation, molecular function: zinc ion transmembrane transporter activity. The record is from RefSeq and is a predicted model, not a curated record. Gene Ontology annotation, cellular component: membrane. The coding region runs from base 720 to 1964 and encodes 414 amino acids. The transcript is spliced from 11 exons. Gene Ontology annotation, biological process: zinc ion import across plasma membrane; intracellular zinc ion homeostasis. NCBI's taxonomy places the organism in Eukaryota, Metazoa, Arthropoda, Insecta, Hemiptera, Adelgidae.